CUGAAAUUUUAAAAACCCGUGUUUAUCAAAAAUUGAGGAUUCCGAACAACAUGCUUCUGAAAAUCCUUCCCUAAAUCUGGUCCUAGUUUGAACUCCCAUAUCCCAGUGCUUGUUAUCCCUGCUCACAUCAUGGCCGUAGCCAGGAUUUUUUCAGGGCCCUGGCAUUACAUUAUUUAAACACAAAAUCUACAAAUUCCCGAAGAGUUGGAUUUUUAUGAAAUUUAUUUUUAACUUUUUUGGAUUUUUAUCCUUUUGAUAAAAUUUACUUCAUUUUUAAUUUUAAAAUUAUUUUUUAGGAAUGGAUCAUCACUGUCCUUGGGUAAACAAUUGUGUUGGUGAAAAUAAUCAAUUCUACAUAUCUCUCCUUUCUUGCCAUACACUUUAUUGGGCUAUUAGGCAAUUUGUUUGGUGUGUUGGAAGUGAUUGGAAGCCCUGUUCUGUCUUUAGUCCACCUGCAACCACAAUUCUUUUGAUUUUUCUUUUAUUUGAAUCUGUCCUUUUUUCAAUAUUUACUGCUGUAAUGUUUGGAACACAAAUUUCGGCAAUUUGUUCUGACCAAACUGGAAUUGAGAAUAUUAAACAAGAAAGAAAUUGGAAUAAUAAUGUAAGGAGAAAUUUAAAAACCAAUGAAGAUAUUGAAAAUUGUGACAAUAAUAAUAAUAAAUCUUCUCCAGCUUGGAAGAAUUUACAAGUCGUUUUUGGUGGGGGAGGUGGACAAAAAUUUUCUUUUAAAUGGCUGAAUCCAUUUGAUGUUCCCUUCCAUUCAGAAAAAGCUUUUGAAUUUUCUGUUUAA
Molecule: messenger RNA, 793 nt
Organism: Meloidogyne enterolobii
Lineage: Eukaryota; Metazoa; Nematoda; Chromadorea; Rhabditida; Meloidogynidae
Source: the annotation of a GenBank genome assembly